This is a messenger RNA of Clonostachys byssicola, 633 nucleotides long. The record is from the annotation of a GenBank genome assembly. Lineage: Eukaryota; Fungi; Ascomycota; Sordariomycetes; Hypocreales; Bionectriaceae.
AUGGAGGACCACUCCAAACACGUUCACGAGGUUGCGUUGGAUGUACGGCGGUUCUUUGAGAUUGGAGAAUCAUAUCGCGUUUUCCACGGCUCCUCCAACAGCACCCGCCCUCGGCACGGGUCACAGCAAAAUGUGGUCGACAUCAGCAUGCUGAGCAAUGUACUGCAAGUGGACACGGAGAGCCACGUCGCCCUGGUUGAGCCGAAUGUUCCCAUGGAUCGCCUCGUCGAGGCAACUCUCAUCUAUGGCCUUGUACCUCCCGUGGUAAUGGAGUUCCCGGGCAUUACGGCCGGCGGAGGGUUCUCCGGAACAUCUGGAGAGAGCAGCUCGUUCCGCCAUGGGUUCUUCAACGACACUGUCAACUCCGUGGAGAUGAUUCUUGGAAACGGAGAUAUCGAGCGGCAGGACCUUUUUCACGGAGCUGCAGGGGCGGCUGGGACCCUUGGUAUCGUGACACUCAUGGAAGUUCGACUUAUCGAAGCCAAGAAGCUAGUCAAGACAACAUACCAAAAAGUCACUGGAGUUUCAGAUGCCAUUGCAGAGGUUCAGUCACAAACCGAAAACCCCGAUGCCGGCUAUGUGGAUGCCAUCGUCUAUUCCAAGAGCACAGUGCCAUCAUUACUGGCCAGUUGA